CCCCCCCAAGUCGACGCGCUUUGCCUCUCACGAGAAGUGCGCUACACAGUGGAGGGACUGCGACAGUGUCGCAAAAUAUAUCCGGUCUCGGUGCGAGGGCAGAGGUUUUUAUUUAUAAAGCUACCGGUUCCCUUCUCUGGAUGCUCCAGACGCCGCUCUUACGGCGUCGAAGGGUGUAGCGCGAAGGCAAGACACCUCCUCCUGUUGCCGUAAAGCGAAAACUUCAAGGCGUCUCCUGCCUCGGCGGGGGCGGGGUCGUUGGGGCCGCUGUCGCAAAGCUGAAGGUGGGGGCCGGCACCCCCUGCGUCGUAAAGAUGCCUGAGGCGGUCGUUUCUUCUACUGUCGCAAAAGCUCGCUGCCCAAGUCUGCACCCCACUCUGAGCCACUCCGUCACCUGGCCGUGCCGUAAAGCAGGCCUGCCCGACCCCGUCGUCCUUCUGUUCCCACCGCGGUGGUCAUUAGUUCCCUAGCCCGGGCUGCUUCGUUGCCCGGCAGUGCCGUAAAGCAUACCUGGCCCCAGCCCCGAGCCCUAUUCCCUCCGGGUGUGUGUGCACCGCGGUUGCCACGGUGCCGCCAAGCGCGGCUGUCGCGCGGCCCGGGUGUCAGCGGCGAUGGCGGCGGGGUCGGGUGGGAGCGGGGGCUCCGGGGGAGGCCCCGGGCCGGGGCCGGGUGGGGGUGGGGGCCCCGGCGGGAGCGGCCCAGGGCCGGGGUCCGGCGGGGGUCUGGGCAGCGGCGGGGAGCUGCACCCGCGCACCGGGCGCUUGGUGAGCCUGUCGGCCUGUGGGCGUACAGCGCGGCGGCAGCAGCCGGGCCAGGAGUUCAACCACGGGCUGGUGUUGAGCCGGGAGCCUUUGCGCGACGGCCGCGUCUUCACCGUCCGCAUCGACCGCAAGGUCAACUCCUGGAGUGGCUCCAUUGAGAUUGGGGUGACGGCACUGGACCCCAGUGUGCUGGACUUCCCGAGCAGCGCCACGGGGCUGAAGGGGGGCUCAUGGGUGGUGUCGGGCUGCUCAGUGCUGAGGGAUGGACGUUCUGUGCUGGAGGAGUAUGGUCAGGACCUGGACCAGCUCGGUGAAGGGGACCGUGUGGGCGUGGAGCGCACAGUUGCCGGGGAGCUGCGGCUCUGGGUGAACGGGCGGGACUGCGGGGUGGCCGCCACGGGCCUCCCCGCCCGUGUCUGGGCCGUUGUGGACCUUUAUGGCAAGUGCACGCAGAUCACCGUGCUACCCCCUGAGCCAGGUUUCAGCCCCCCUGCUCCCAUCCCUACACCCCCCCUCGAGCCCUCCGCGCCCCCUGAAGAUUCUGCCUUGACUGAACAGGGGACCCCGGGGGACGAAGAUUUUGCCAGCAUGGAGCUCUCGGAGGUGGUGGGCAACGCCAUCCUGUCUGCCUACAACGGGGGGCUCCUAAAUGUGAACCUGAGCUCCCCCCCGGCCGGGGAAGGACCGGGGCCCAGCGGCGCUGCCACCUCGCCUGUCCUCACUUCCAACGACGCCCUGCUCUUUCACGAGAAGUGCGGAACUCUCAUCAAACUCAGCAACAAUAACAAGACGGCCGAGCGCCGCCGGCCCCUGGAUGAGUUCAACAACGGCGUGGUCAUGACCAACCGUCCGCUCCGGGACAACGAGAUGUUUGAGAUCCGCAUCGACAAGCUCGUGGAUAAGUGGUCUGGCUCCAUUGAGAUCGGUGUCACCACCCACAACCCCAACAGCCUGGAGUACCCAGCCACCAUGACCAACCUGCAGUCAGGCACCAUCAUGAUGAGUGGCUGUGGGAUCCUGACCAACGGCAAGGGCACCCGCCGGGAGUACUGUGAGUUCAGUCUGGAUGAGCUACAGGAGGGCGACCACAUCGGUCUCACGAGGAAGUCCAACUCUGCCCUGCAUUUCUUCAUUAACGGCAUCGAUCAGGGCGUGGCCACCCCGCUGACGCCCCCGGUGGUGUAUGGAGUGGUGGACUUGUACGGGAUGGCGGUGAAGGUGACCAUCGUCCAUAAUAACAACCACAGCGACCGUCUGCGCCGGAACAACGCCAUCCUGCGGGCCCUGUCUCCCGAGGGUGCCCUCCGCCGCGCCGCCCCCGCCGCUCAGGCCGAGCCCGAGCGCCUGCUCUUCCACCCGAACUGCGGGCAGAAGGCGGCUAUCACCCACGAGGGACGCACCGCCUUGAGGCCCCAUGCCACCGACGACUUCAAUCACGGCGUAGUGCUGAGCAGCAGAGCCCUGCGGGACGGAGAGGUGUUCCAGGUGCGCAUUGACAAGAUGGUGGACAAGUGGGCUGGCUCCAUCGAGAUCGGUGUCACCACCCACAACCCUGCCUACCUCCAGUUGCCCUCCACCAUGACCAACCUGCGCUCGGGGACCUGGAUGAUGACCGGGAACGGGGUGAUGCACAACGGGACGACCAUCCUGGACGAGUACGGGCACAACCUGGACCGCCUCAAGGCAGGGGACACGGUGGGCGUGGUGCGGCGGGAGGACGGGACCCUGCACUUCUUUGUCAACGGGAUGACUCAGGGCCCCGCGGCCUGGAAUGUGCCCCCGGGUGUCUACGCAGUUGUGGACCUCUACGGCCAGGCGGCCCAGGCCACCAUUGUGGACGACGUGGAGGUGCCCCCAGUCCCCGAGCCACUCCCCGAAGGGAACAACCAGGUGUCCCCGAGCUCCCCGUCAUCGGGGGCCGGGGGCUCCGACCUGCGUUUCCACCAGCUACACGGCAGUAACGCAGUGAUCACCAACGGGGGCCGCACCGCGCUCCGCCAUAACUGCCGCAGCGAGUUCAACGACGCCAUCGUCAUCUCCAAUCGGGCCCUGCGGGAUGGGGAGCUGUUUGAAAUCGUCAUUCAGAAGAUGGUGGACCGCUGGUCAGGCUCCAUCGAGGCCGGAGUGACCGCUAUUCGGCCAGAGGACCUUGAAUUCCCCAACACCAUGACGGAUAUCGACUAUGACACGUGGAUGCUGAGUGGCACGGCCAUCAUGCAAGAUGGAAACACGAUGCGCAACAACUACGGGUGCGACCUCGAUGCGCUGGGCACAGGCGCGCGCAUCGGCAUGAUGCGAACGGCCAAGGGCGACCUGCACUACUUUAUCAACGGCCAGGACCAAGGCGCCGCCUGCUCAGGCUUGCCUCCGGGUAAAGAAGUGUACGCGGUCGUGGAUCUCUACGGCCAGUGUGUCCAAGUCUCCAUCACCAACGCCACCGGCCCCAUGGACAACAGCCUGGCGACCAGCAACACGGCCACUGAGAAGUCCUUCCCCCUGCACUCCCCAGUGGCUGGCGUGGCUCACCGCUUUCACAGCACGUGUGGCAAGAACGUCACUCUGGAGGAGGAUGGCACGAGGGCGGUACGCGCAGCCGGCUACGCUCACGGCCUGGUCUUCAGCACCAAGGAGCUCAAGACGGAGGAGGUGUUCGAGGUCAAAGUGGACGAGCUGGACGAGAAGUGGGCGGGCUCCCUGCGCCUGGGACUGACCACGCUGGUGCCCGGGGACAUGGGGCCCGGCACGGGCGGGGGCCCGGCGCUGCCGCCCUCCCUGCCGGAGCUCCGGACAAAGACCACCUGGAUGGUGUCCAGCUGCGAAGUGAGGCGCGACGGCCAGCUCCAGAGGAUGAACUACGGCCGGAACCUGGAGAGGCUGGGGGUGGGCAGCCGCGUGGGCAUCCGCCGGGGGGCGGACGACACGAUGCACAUCCUGGUAGACGGAGAGGACAUGGGGCCUGCGGCCACCGGCGUCGCCAAGAACGUGUGGGCCGUGCUGGACCUCUACGGGCCCGUACGGAGCGUGUCUGUGGUCAGCUCCACGAGGCUGGAGGAGUCGGAAGGCACCCAGCCUCCCUCCCCCAGCUCGGACACUGGCAGCGAGGGCGAGGAAGAUGAUGACGGGGAGGAGCACAGCCCGAGGGGCCAGAAUCAAGUGGCCAUUAUGCCCACAGCCCUCGAGUUCCUGGAGAACCACGGGAAGAACAUCCUCUUGUCCAACGGGAACCGCACCGCCACGCGUGUGGCCAGCUACAACCAGGGCAUCGUUGUCAUCAACCAGCCCCUGGUGCCCCAGCUGCUGGUCCAGGUGCGGAUAGACUUCCUGAACCGGCAGUGGACGUCCUCCCUGGUCCUGGGCGUCAUCACCUGCCCGCCCGAGAGGCUCAACUUUCCCGCUUCUGCCUGUGCCCUCAAGCGGGCAGCCUGGCUGCUGCGGGGCCGUGGCAUCUUCCACAAUGGUCUCAAGAUCUGUGAGAAGUUUGGGCCAAACCUGGACACGUGUCCCGAAGGCACCGUCCUGGGACUGCGGCUGGACAGCUCUGGGGGGCUGCACCUCCACGUCAAUGGGCUGGACCAGGGGGUGGCCGUACCGGACGUGCCCCAGCCCUGCCACGCGGUGGUGGACCUCUACGGCCAGUGCGAGCAGGUGACCAUCGUGAGUCCUGAACCAGGGGCUGCCAGUGGCAAGAGUGCGGGAACCCAAGGGGACAUGGAGAAGGCGGACAUGGUAGAUGGUAUGAAGGAGAGCGUGUGCUGGGGGCCGCUGCCUGCCGGCAGCCCUCUCAAGAGCUGCGAGUAUCACGCCCUGUGCUCCCGCUUCCAAGAACUGCUGUUGCUUCCCGAGGAUUACUUUAUGCCUCCGCCCAAGCGAAGCCUGUGCUACUGUGAGUCUUGCCGGAAGCUUCGAGGGGACGAGGCCCACAGGCGCCGGGGAGAGCCUCCUCGGGAAUAUGCCCUGCCCUUCGGCUGGUGCAGGUUCAACCUCAGGGUGAAUCCCCGUCUGGAAGCUGGGACGCUAACCAAGAAGUGGCACAUGGCAUAUCACGGGAGCCACGUGGCAGCUGUGCGGAGGGUGCUGGACCGAGGGGAGCUGGGAGCAGGCGCGGCCUCUAUCCUGAGCUGCCGGCCGCUGAAGGGCGAGCCCGGGGUGGGGUUUGAGGAGCCCGGCGAGAACUGCGCCCCUCCCCGGGAGGAGCAGCCCCCUCCGGUCCUGCUCUCCCCGUCCCUGCAGUACGCCGGGGCCGAGACCCUGGCAUCCAAAGUGCAAUUCCGGGACCCCAAAUCCCAGCGGACGCACCAGGCCCAGGUGGCGUUCCAGGUGUGCGUGCGCCCCGGCUCCUACACCCCCGGGCCCCCCUCGGCCGCCCUCAGAGAACCUCCGGACCCUCACUUCAGCCCAGCUGAACUCGAGUGGGUGACCAAGGAGAAGGGGGCCACGCUCCUCUAUGCCCUGCUGGUGCGGGUGGAAUGAGGGGCCGCCUGGCGAUGACAAGCACAGCGGGGCCCUGGGCCCGGGACUCCGAGUGACGACCGACGACGACGAUCGCCCCGGCACGCGCGCGCGGGGCCCGGACAGGCAGGGGGCCCUGGAGCUCGAGUCCUGCCUCCCGCGCCCGCGGCAGCAGAGCCAUCCCCGACCGCGCGGCGGGCGAGCGGGAGCCGGGCCCGGCAGCCCCCCUUUCAUGCACUGACUUGGGGAGCACGACUCCCCGGACUCCCUCCCCCAUACCACUUAAUUUAUUUCCGUUUUCGUUCCUGUUACUGUGAAUCCCGAGCAGCCCGGAUCCCCCUCCGGGCCGCCGCUUCCCGGGCCGCCGGGCGGUGGGAGGGCGCUCGCGGGGAAGGCGGGCCUCUGUACAGUUGUUACGGACGCGGGUUUCCAAGCAGCCAAUAAACGCCGUCCCGGAGCGCG
Molecule: messenger RNA, 5672 nt
Organism: Herpailurus yagouaroundi (jaguarundi)
Lineage: Eukaryota; Metazoa; Chordata; Mammalia; Carnivora; Felidae
Gene: NEURL4
Product: neuralized E3 ubiquitin protein ligase 4
Exons: 28
Coding region: 612-5231 (1539 amino acids)
Molecular function (GO): ubiquitin protein ligase activity
Source: RefSeq, a predicted model, not a curated record